UCUCCUCGCAUUGCCGUCGGCUUGAAUUAUCUUGAUAUGCAUAUAACUCACUGCUUUCGUAUACACGGAUAUACCGACAACAUCGGCGAGGGUCAUUUCAUGGCCCAUAUUGCUACUUGGGGAGAUUCCGUUGUGUACAACGGUGUACUCUCCUGGUUGAAGCUACCCGCGUGUGAUCCCGACAUUCGUACUGGCGUGUAUCACUGCAGUCAGGAGUCGUCAGAUUGGGUUGCCUUCGACUGGCGCUAUGACUCAUAUCCUGUCGUCUUUGUAGGCAUGUGCGGAUUCGACGUCGGCAAAGUCCCUCGUCUUUCGGUUACCGCCACCAACGUCAGCAGGACUGGGUUCCAGAUCAACGUGGAGAAGUGGGGGGACACAGAGCUUCACGGCUGUUGGGUAACGUGGAUUGCUUUCCCGGCCAACAAGGACGGAAUAUGCGCUGGAAGCUUCGGAAGUAAAACGACGACAAAAAGCAGCAAUUCAGGCCACAUCCGUUUUCCGUGCCACUUCAAACGACCCCCCACGAUAUUCACUGCGUUCACAAAAUUCGAUCUCGACACGCGGAAUAACUUGCGAAUGCGCUCAGACACGUCUAACGCGACUACAAGCGGGAUGGAUUGGUCGAUUGAGACUUGGGCAGACUCCAUGUUUUACGACGCUCAGAUGGCGUAUCUGGCUCUGGAGGAUUAG
Messenger RNA from Stereum hirsutum FP-91666 SS1, 690 nucleotides. RefSeq lists its product as uncharacterized. Gene Ontology annotation, cellular component: cell surface; protein complex involved in cell adhesion; phagocytic vesicle. Gene Ontology annotation, molecular function: N-acetylgalactosamine binding; polysaccharide binding; oligosaccharide binding. Lineage: Eukaryota; Fungi; Basidiomycota; Agaricomycetes; Russulales; Stereaceae. Gene Ontology annotation, biological process: cell-cell adhesion. The annotation marks the transcript as partial. The record is from RefSeq and is a predicted model, not a curated record. The transcript has a single exon.